Amoebophrya sp. A25 is the source of this 189-nucleotide messenger RNA. Lineage: Eukaryota; Dinophyceae; Syndiniales; Amoebophryaceae. The record is from the annotation of a GenBank genome assembly.
GGGGCAACUGCAACAAUUGCACCACGCACGGGAACCUACGUGAGGCAAGCUGCGCCAUCAUUGGAAAUCCCCGUUUCUUGCGUGGAAAGCGUUGCCGGGCGAGGACAGCCCCUCAUGCCGAAAGGCAGGUUUCAGUGGACCAACAAGUUUUUCCUGGACACGCACUACACGUCCAGCACACGUCAUUUG